Chinchilla lanigera (long-tailed chinchilla) is the source of this 1801-nucleotide messenger RNA. It is a transcript of the gene Ifit5, whose product is annotated as interferon-induced protein with tetratricopeptide repeats 5. Lineage: Eukaryota; Metazoa; Chordata; Mammalia; Rodentia; Chinchillidae. Gene Ontology annotation, molecular function: RNA binding; protein binding. Gene Ontology annotation, cellular component: cytosol. Gene Ontology annotation, biological process: defense response to virus. The record is from RefSeq and is a predicted model, not a curated record.
CGCCGCUGCCGGGUACUGGGAGCGCGCGAGGCCCGGCAACCUCCGCCGCCCCUAGGAGAGCGCCCCGCUCCCCGGCCCGCUGUCCCGCUCUGUUCCGGCCCCGCUCGGCUCGCCGGAGCGCGCUCGGUGGCCGUUGAACCGGGUGGGCAGGGACCGCCGCUUCCCCGGUGCAGACCUGCGAGCGUCUGCAGGCGGUGCCUCCGGGAGCAGCGCGCCGCAAAGCCCCGGAGCCAGAGUGAAAUUCCUAAGGACUCCUUGAAGGCCGUUUUGUUAGAGUUAGAUGUCACUUUACUUAAGGAAGACAUCGAUCUGUUUGAUGUAGAAGAUACAAUUGCACAACAGCUUGAAUUUCUUACUACAAAAACAAGACUCAUUCUUUAUAAUGUAUAAGCCUAUGUGAAACACUUGAAAGGCCAACAUAAAGGUGCUCUGAAGUGCUUGGAACAAGCAGAAGAAAUAAUCUAGAAGGAAUACUCAGAGAAGAAGGAAGUUCAAAGUCUGGUCACUUGGGGAAACUAUACCUGGGUGUUUUAUCACAUGGACCAGCUUGAAAAAGUUGAGAAGUAUGUAGACAAGGUAGGGCAUGUCUGCAAGCAAUGGUCCAGUCCUUCUAACUACAAGUUGGAACGUCCUGAGGUCGGCUGUGAGAAAAGACCGGCACUGUUGAAACUUGGAGCAAAGUAUUGCCAAAAGGCUAAAGCAGCUUUUGAGAAGGCUCUGGAAGUAGAACCUGACAACCAAGAAUUUAACAUUGGCUAUGCUGUCACAGCGUACCUGCUGGAUGAUUUUGACAGAGAAGGAUCUGUGAAGAGCUUUUCCCUGGGACCUCUGAGGAAGGCUGUUACUCGAAUUCCAGAUGAUACCUACAUUAAAGUUUUACUGGCACUGAAGCUUUAAGAUGUACACGCAGAAGUUGAAGGAGAAAAGUAUAUUGAAGAAAUCCUAGACCAGAUAUCAUCCCAGCCUUAUGUCCUUUGUUAUGCAGCCAAAUUCCACAGUAGAAAAGAUUCCUGGGACAAAGCUCUUGAACUUUAAAAAAAGGCCUUGGAGGUGAUACCAAUCUCUUCUUUCCUGCAUCACCAGAUGGGACUUUGCUACAGGGCACACAUGACUCAAAUCAAGAAGGUGACACACAACAGACCUAAAUGAAAAGAUAUGAAGGUUGAGGAGCUGAUUACAUCUGCUGUAUUUCAUUUCAAAGAAGCUGUGGAACUAAAUUGUAUAUUUGCAUUUGCCUACACAGGUCUUGCCAAUAUGUAUGCGGCAGGAGACCAGUAUUGCAAUGCUGAAGACAUUUUUCAGAAAGCCCUGCAUCUGGAGAACAUAACUGAUGAUCACAAACAUCAGAUCCAUUACCGCUGUAGCCACUUUCAGGAAUUUCACCAUAAAUCAGAAAAUACUACCAUCCACCAUUAUUUAGAAGCUUUAAAGGUCAAAGACAGGCCAUCCUUAUGUACCAAACUGACAAAUGAGCUGAAAAAAUUGGCUACCAAGAGACUUUGUCACAAUGCUUUUGAUGUGCAGAGUUUAAGUGCCCUGGGAUUUGUAGCUGAGGGAGAAAAGAGGCAAGCUACAGAGCACUGUGAGAGAGCCCAGAAAAUAGGACCUGAAAAUGCAGAAUUCCUUACUGCUUUCUGUGAGUUCAACUUCCUGUCUAAAUACAUAUUCUAGGAAAUUAGUUCUGAGCUUUUCCCUUCAUUUUGGGUUUUCCCUUUUGUUUUAAUCCAUGAUUCGCUACAGAGUCAGUAUUUCUUGAGUAGUUAUUGUAUAUCAAAUAUCAUGCUAAGUAUUUUUAUACCUG